AUGGGCCGGCAUUCCUGCUGCUACAAGCAGAAGCUGAGGAAGGGCCUCUGGUCGCCUGAAGAAGACGAGAAGCUGUACAACCACAUAACCAGGUUCGGCGUCGGCUGCUGGAGCUCCAUUCCAAAACAGGCAGGCAAGUCCCGGUUUCCUUGGUCGAUUCUUCUUCCUCCCCGAGCGCUCAUCAGGGGGGAGCUGACCUUCGUUAUCCUCCCCAUUCCAGGUCUCCAGAGAUGUGGGAAGAGCUGCAGAUUGAGGUGGAUCAACUACCUCAGGCCCGACCUCAAGAGAGGCGCCUUCUCGCAGCAGGAGGAGAACCUUAUCAUAAACCUGCACCUGGUUCUCGGAAACAGGUGCCUCUUGAGCUCCAGAUUAUUCCUCCUCUUAAUGUCAAUUGCUGCGUCGGAGUUAAUCAUCCCGGUGCGCGCUCAGGUGGUCGCAGAUUGCCGCCAAGCUGCCGGGUAGAACAGACAAUGAGAUCAAGAACUUCUGGAACUCAAACCUGAAGAAGAAGCUCAGACAACUCGGGAUUGACCCCGCCACCCACCAGCCGUUGACCCAGGAGGAGCCUCCUCGCGCAAAGAGCGGACUCCAUAUCCCGGCUAGACCAGUAUUCGAUCCCUUCCCAGAAUUGGACUUUCCCAUGGGCGGCGAAGGGGCGAUGGAAAGUCAAACCAUCUACGAGCAACUACAGAGCUUGGGCAGGCCUUCUGAGGAAAUCCAGUCGCCAUCUCUGGUGGCCGAUGAGGACUUCUUCUUCAACUAUCCCGUCCUCGCCGACGGGUCGGAGAACUACGGCAACGGAGAGACAUCGAGCAACAGUAGCAACCCAAACAGCGUGAUGAUGGAGAGCGGAACUUUCGACUGGGAGACAGACAGGAAACUUGAGGCGGCUCUUCUGGUUUAUCGGUCCAGCGAGGAGGGCUCCGCCGGGCGGGAGAUCUCGAGUCCGUGGAAGGAUACGGCGAUACCCAGUCAUUUCUCCGAGGUGUGCUUCGACCUGUAUAGAAUGUGA
Spirodela intermedia is the source of this 1012-nucleotide messenger RNA. The record is from the annotation of a GenBank genome assembly. Lineage: Eukaryota; Viridiplantae; Streptophyta; Magnoliopsida; Alismatales; Araceae.